AUGGCGCCAAAUGAGAUCAGUCAAGCAGAUGUUCAACGAAAUGAACCUAACACAGAAGGUCUCGACUCCAUUACGCGUGGGCUUCCAAGCCUAGUGCGAUGGUACAUCGACAUCCGAGAAUGGGAGGUCAAUGGCCUUGAUCUUCCCCUUUUGCACACACUGCGCCCCACGGAGCAGGAAGCCGUGAAGCGAUAUCACUUCGCGGCGGACAGGCGCAUGUCGUUGGCAUCCAGUCUGUUGAAGUACCUCUAUAUCCACCAUGCCUGUGGUGUGCCUUGGAAAGAUAUUGUCAUCAGUCGAACCGCAAAGCCGGAAAAUCGCCCAUUCUAUCAAUCCAAUUCGUCAACUGAGAUCGAAUUCAAUGUCACCCAUCAAGCAUCCUUGACCGUACUCGCGGGGACAAUUGAGCCUUCUGAAGAACUGCUCAAGCGCGCUUCUUCGAGUUCACUUUCAAAGGAGCCUUCCCAGCUUGGCAUUGACAUCACUUGCGUCAACGAGCGCCGCAAUAAGGCCCCUCGAACAAUGCAUGACUUUAAAGAAUUCGUAGCCGUCUUCAGCGAAGUAUUUUCACGAACAGAACUUGCAACAAUGAAAAAUCCGAAAGAAGUUCUUCAACAAGCUCGACGUCUCGGCUACGCCAAUUCUUUUGUUCCAGAACACACCGGGGCGGACGGAACCGAAUUCCACAGUGAACGGACCAUCAUCCAAUACGGCGUGCGGUUAUUCUACUCCUACUGGGCAUUGAAGGAAGCCUACCUCAAAAUGACCGGCGACGCUCUUCUCGCCCCGUGGGUUAAGACUCUUGAAUUCAAGAACGUUUUCCCCCAGAGCCUGUGA
Molecule: messenger RNA, 837 nt
Organism: Penicillium argentinense
Lineage: Eukaryota; Fungi; Ascomycota; Eurotiomycetes; Eurotiales; Aspergillaceae
Product: 4'-phosphopantetheinyl transferase family protein
Exons: 1
Coding region: 1-837 (278 amino acids)
Cellular component (GO): cytosol
Molecular function (GO): magnesium ion binding; holo-[acyl-carrier-protein] synthase activity
Source: RefSeq, a predicted model, not a curated record